ACAAAAUGAAGCGCUAAGUCUGAUGUUUGCGCCUCAGAUGGAUGAGUCGGAGAGAUCCGACGUACUUCUGAAACUGCUUUUGAUAGGCGAUAUGAAUGUUGGAAAAAGCAGUCUACUCUUCCGCUACACCGAUGAUGGUUUCAGUGAUACUUAUAUGAGUACAAUUGGAGUGGACUUCAAAGUUAAAUCGGUUACGAUUGGUAAUACAAGAGUAAAGCUACAAAUUUGGGAUACAGCUGGACAGGAAAGAUUUCGCACCAUAACAUCAACAUAUUAUCGUGGUGCUCAUGGAAUAAUCAUUGUAUAUGAUGUCAAUGAUGUGAAAACAUUUUGUAAUGUAGAAAAAUGGUUACAAGAGGCACAAACAUAUGCUGAUGAAGGAGUAGCACGAAUACUAGUCGGCAAUAAAAAUGAAGAUGAAGAAUUAAAAACGGUGUCUCCUUGUGAUGCUCAACGUUUAGCAGCUAAAAAUUCCUGUUUUUUUAUUGAAACGUCUGCUAAAAGGGAUGAAAAUGUCGAUCAGAUGUUUGACAUCAUUACAAGAGAAGCUUUACGUUUACGAUUAAAUGCUGUACAAAGACAACAAGAAGCUCAACAAACAGUAGUUCAGCUGACACCAAUUACUGGAUUAAAAUCAAAGCAUAAAGUGAAAUGCUGUAAAGGAUAGUUAAUUUUCUUUUCGUCUAAUCUGUUUUUUUUUUCUUUUUAAUUUAUUGACUCGCUUAUUAUUAUUAUUAUUAUUAUCCACUUAAUAUCAUAAAAUUGAGUUACAUUGAGACUGUAAAACGCAAUAAUCAGAAUAAUACUGUUACAACAACAACAGCUACUACUACUACUACUACUACU
This is a messenger RNA of Schistosoma turkestanicum, 846 nucleotides long. The record is from the annotation of a GenBank genome assembly. NCBI's taxonomy places the organism in Eukaryota, Metazoa, Platyhelminthes, Trematoda, Strigeidida, Schistosomatidae.